Messenger RNA from Zygosaccharomyces rouxii, 1944 nucleotides. RefSeq lists its product as uncharacterized. Bases 1 to 1944 code for a protein of 647 amino acids. NCBI's taxonomy places the organism in Eukaryota, Fungi, Ascomycota, Saccharomycetes, Saccharomycetales, Saccharomycetaceae. The record is from RefSeq and is a predicted model, not a curated record. The transcript has a single exon. Gene Ontology annotation, cellular component: intracellular membrane-bounded organelle; membrane; cytoplasm. Gene Ontology annotation, biological process: sphingosine biosynthetic process.
AUGGAUCUCCCACCAUCUUCUCCAAAGACGCUAUCGUCAAUCAAGGACAGGUCGUUCAAUAGGGCUACAUUGACUGAUGAUGGUAUUAUGAUUACUUCACAGGGACACUGCACUGCAGAUGGAGAAUGCGGGGAUUUACAGAGUAAACACUUUCAUGGAUGCAACCACAGUACAGGUAGUUUUCAAAGCUCGCCAUCAAGUUGUUUUGAAACGACUUCUCUAAUAAGUUGUGUUACUUGCCUAAGUGACAACAAUUCUGUGGAGCAUCGUAACCGUCGUCAUAGCAACCAUUCAAUUGACACAGCGGGGCUACUCAAUGAAGAUCUUGAUGAAAUUCCGUAUUCUUCGGUGAAUGGAAAACUAAUGGUUAAUACUGUGAUUCCUUAUGGUAGAAUUCUUUACGCCAAGUAUUUGGAAAAUCCUAACGGAUACACAGAUAAUAGUGGGCCUGCGAGCCCAAAUAGAUCCACUGAUAAUACUCCACAGUCAAAGGAUCCAGAUGCUGUCAAUGUACAUGGACUUCAGACCAAAUCAGAUGAUGAUCUCAUUGAGGAGCAAUUGUUGAACGAUGAUGACAAUCGGGACACUCCCGUGACAACAACAAAUGCGGAGGAUGGUGAGAGCUAUCACCUGAUAGAAAUUACGUUUGCUAAACCUAGGCGUCAUGAUGUGGUUCCCAAGAGAUUGACGUUGUUGAUUAGCCAUUUUUCAUCCUCUCCAGAAACAAACGUUGUGGAAGAAAUUAUGAGAAGAAGUUAUAAAAAUGCCAAGAUCAAUCGUUCAGUUCUUGUGAUUAUUAAUCCCCACGGUGGUCAAGGGAAAGCCAAGAAGUUGUUUAUGACGAAAUGUAGACCUAUUCUCUUGGCCAGUCGCUGUCCAAUAGAGAUAGCAUACACGAAAUAUGGACGCCAUGCUGUUGAUAUCGCACGUGAAGUGGACCUUAAUAAAUAUGAUACUAUAGCGUGUGCCUCUGGUGACGGUAUACCCUAUGAAGUGAUUAAUGGUCUUUACCAAAGAAAAGAUCGUGCAGCUGCGUUCAACAAACUGUCCAUAACUCAAUUGCCAUGUGGUUCAGGUAAUGCAAUGAGUGUAACUUGUCACUGGACAAGUAAUCCAUCCUAUGCCGCACUUUCCCUAGUAAAAUCUGUGGAGUCAAGAAUAGAUCUGAUGUGCUGUUCACAACCAUCUUACUGUAAGGAAUUUUCACGGCUUUCAUUCUUGUCCCAAUGUUACGGUAUCAUUGCCGAAUCCGAUAUCAAUACUGAAUUCAUUAGAUGGCUAGGUCCCACUAGAUUUGAAUUAGGUGUUGCAUUUAAUAUCAUACAGAGGAAGAAAUACCCCUGUGACGUUUGGGUUAAAUAUGUAGCUAAGAGCAAGGACGAUGUCAAAGUUCACUAUUUGGAACAAAAGAAAAAAACACGAACAGAAUUAGAAGCAUAUUUUGACGAUAAUUCUCAGUUGGAAGAGACCACUAAUACUAGGGUUUCAGAUUACGAAACUACUGAAGAAGAUUUUAAGCUAAAAUUUCCGUUAGAAGAUGGUGUACCUGAUGAUUGGGAGAAAUUAGAUUCAAGCUUAACCGAUAACCUGGGUAUCUUUUAUACCGGUAAAAUGCCAUACAUGGCUGCAGACGCCAAAUUUUUCCCCGCAGCCCUUCCUAAUGACGGUGCUAUGGAUUUGAUGGUUACAGAUGCUAGAACUCCCGUUACUAGAAUUGCUCCAAUCUUGUUAGCGUUGGAUAAGGGUACCCAUGUCUUACAACCAGAAGUUAUUCAUACAAAGAUCUUGGCAUACAAAAUAAUUCCUAGGGUUCAAUCAAGUUUAUUUUCAGUCGAUGGUGAAAGAUUCCCAUUAGAACCCUUGCAAGUUGAAGUUUUGCCCAAGAUAUGUAAGACACUUUUGAGAAACGGUACUUAUGUGGAUACCGAGUUCGAAACGAUGUGA